AAGCGGGAGCGGGCGGCCCGGGGAACGAGCACCGACCGUUGCUUUCGCCAUCCCGCCGCGGCCAGAGGAAAGAACGGGAGGGAGGAGCGGAGCUGCUCGCACGGCCCGGCUCCCGGCGCGGGCUGGAGCGGGAGAGCGGAGGCGGGGCGGGCGGCGGGCAAGAUGAGCCCGGGCUCCCCGCUGGUCCUGCUGGCGCUGUCCUUCUUCGGCUCGCUCGCCGCCCACAAUGGGGAUCUUACAGUCAGAACCAUCUGCAAGCCUGGCUUUUCUGAAGAUGAUUACACGGCAUUAGUCUCCCAGAAUAUUCUGGAAGGGCAGAAGUUACUGAAAGUAAAAUUCAGCAGCUGCAGUGGGACAAAGGCAGUACAUUAUGAAACCAACAACUUGGGUUUCAAAGUAGGGUCGGACGGGACCGUUUUUGCUGCCCAUCAGAUGCAACUGCCACCUAAGCAGAUAGCAUUCAAGGUGACUGCGUGGGACCGCCAGGCCUUGAAGAGAUGGGACACCCUGGUCAGAUUAUUUGUGGGUGAGAAGCCGUUGCUACACACCGGACACAAGCAAAAAGGAAAAAAGAGCACAUCCCUCGAUCUGCUUCAGCAGCCAAGUGUUACGCUGUUUCCAUGGCCUCAGCAUCGAAACUCAAAUGGGCUGAGACGACAGAAGAGAGAUUGGGUCAUUCCACCAAUCAAUGUGCCAGAAAAUUCCAGGGGCCCCUUCCCACAGCAGCUAGUCAGGAUUCGCUCUGACAAAGACAAUGACAUCCCCAUUCGAUACAGCAUCACGGGAGUCGGAGCUGACCAGCCCCCCAUGGAAGUGUUCAGCAUCGACUCCAUGUCUGGCAGGAUGUAUGUGACUCGCCCUAUGGAUAGAGAAGAGAGAGCCUCCUAUCAUCUCAGAGCUCAUGCAGUCGACAUGAAUGGAAAUAAGGUGGAAAACCCUAUUGAUCUCUACAUCUACGUGAUCGAUAUGAAUGAUAACAGGCCAGAGUUUAUUAAUCAAGUCUACAAUGGAUCCGUCGACGAGGGCUCUAAACCAGGGACCUACGUGAUGACGGUGACAGCGAAUGAUGCCGAUGACAGUACCACCGCCAAUGGCAUGGUGAGAUAUCGCAUUGUGACCCAAAUGCCACAGAGCCCUUCGCAGAACAUGUUCACUAUUAACAGUGAGACCGGAGAUAUUGUCACAGUAGCAGCUGGAUUGGACAGAGAGAAGGUCCAGCAGUACACAGUCAUUGUGCAGGCCACUGAUAUGGAGGGUAAUCUUAAUUAUGGCCUCUCAAACACGGCAACAGCAAUCAUUACGGUGACUGAUGUGAAUGACAGCCCACCAGAAUUCACUGCCACCACUUUCUCCGGGGAAGUUCCUGAAAACAGAGUAGAGGUUGUGGUUGCAAAUCUUACCGUGACAGAUGGAGACCAGCCCCACUCACCAAACUGGAAUGCUGUCUACCGGAUCAUCAGUGGGGACCCUUCGGGACAUUUCAGCAUUAGGACUGAUCCAGUUACCAAUGGUGGCAUGGUCACUGUGGUAAAGGCAGUGGACUACGAGAUGAACAGAGCAUUCAUGCUGACCGUGAUGGUGUCCAACCAAGCCCCCCUGGCCAGCGGGAUCCAGAUGUCUUUCCAGUCCACAGCAGGGGUCACCAUUUCAGUCAUGGACGUCAACGAGGCUCCUUACUUCCCAUCGAACCACAAGCUGAUCCGACUGGAGGAAGGAGUGCCCACGGGUACUGUGCUGACCACGUUCUCAGCCGUGGACCCAGACCGCUUCAUGCAACAGGCAGUAAGAUACUCCAAGCUGUCAGACCCAGCAAACUGGCUGAACAUUAAUGCUACAAACGGUCAGAUCACCACCACGGCUGUCCUUGAUCGAGAGUCGGUCUACAUUAAGAAUAAUGUCUACGAAGCCACGUUCUUGGCGGCUGACAACGGUAUACCCCCAGCAAGUGGCACUGGCACUCUUCAGAUAUACCUCAUAGACAUCAAUGACAAUGCACCUGAGCUCCUGCCCAAAGAGGCCCAAGUCUGCGAAAAGCCCAACUUGAAUGUUAUCAACAUCACCGCCGCAGAUGCUGACAUUGACCCCAACGUCGGACCCUAUGUCUUUGAGCUUCCCUUCAUGCCGUCGACAGUGAGGAAGAACUGGACCAUCACCAGGUUAAAUGGGGACUACGCUCAGCUCAGUUUACGGAUAAUGUAUCUAGAGGCCGGCGUGUACGACGUCCCCAUCAUUGUGACGGAUUCAGGAAACCCUCCAUUAUCCAACACAACCGUCAUCAAGGUCAAGGUGUGUCCGUGCGACGAGAACGGUGAUUGUACCACUAUCGGGGCCGUCGCUGCAGCUGGCCUGGGGACGGGGGCCAUCAUCGCCAUCCUGAUAUGCAUCAUUAUUUUACUAACCAUGGUUUUGCUGUUUGUGGUGUGGAUGAAACGCAGAGAGAAGGAACGGCAUACUAAGCAGCUCCUGAUUGAUCCUGAGGAUGACGUGAGAGAUAACAUCCUGAAAUAUGAUGAGGAAGGUGGUGGAGAGGAGGACCAGGAUUAUGAUUUAAGCCAACUCCAGCAGCCUGAGACGAUGGAUCAUGUACUGAACAAGGCACCAGGAGUCAGAAGGGUGGACGAGAGGCCAAUUGGUGCUGAACCCCAGUACCCCGUCAGGCCUGUGGUCCCCCAUCCUGGGGACAUCGGGGACUUUAUAAAUGAGGGUUUGAGAGCAGCAGACAACGAUCCCACAGCACCCCCGUACGACUCCUUGCUGGUCUUUGACUAUGAGGGGAGCGGCUCCACGGCAGGAUCCGUCAGCUCCCUCAACUCGUCGAGCUCUGGGGACCAAGACUACGACUACCUUAAUGACUGGGGCCCCAGGUUCAAGAAACUGGCAGACAUGUAUGGAGGAGGUGACGAAGAUUAACUGACCUCACAUUAUCAGACAGAACAAAAAAAAAACAAAACAGAAAAGCAAACAGAAGACAGAGAAGCAAGAACUGUACAAAAGUGGCAGCUUUUUUAAUUACUCCCCCUGCUGACUGUGUUAUUUUUAGUGGUGAGUUAGGAGUUACUUUUUUUUUCCCAGAACAUUGAGCUGUCUAGCAUGAACACUUGUGGUCUCUGCUGCAAUUUUUUUUUUCAGUGUCAGCGGGGAUAUCGCUCAUUAUUUGCUUUAUGACUAAAGAGAGUGAAAGGCACUCUGUCUUAACUUGAAUUUCUUAGAACAGAAGCACUGUUUUUAAAAAAUAUAUAUAAAAGUGCCUUUUGGUACAUGUAUCAGAUUCCCUCAAUCUCAGGAGCGAUUAAAACAAAAAAGUCUCAACCAUCAUGGGCGGCACUCUCUAUGACCCUAAGCCAGUUCUAGCUGUGAAAGAGUUAACAAAGGAACUGUGGAGUUGUUUGGGGGGUUUUUUUGCCUUUUUUUUUUUUUUUUUUUACAAAAAAGAACAAAACAAAAAGCGGGCGACUUGUUUCACAAAAUUAAAAAAAUAAAAUGUUUUGAGUCCAAAUCAGAGCAGCCAUCUUCUAGAGUACGCAGGUGGUGAAUUAGUCCUCUUUACUGUACAUAGUUUAGUGUUAUCAGAUGCAAAUAUUGACUGGGAUCUCUCCUCUCACCUGGUCACACUCGAUGUAGCUGCAUAGACUCUAACUUUGAUAAAGCCUUCGACUAUCCCUACAAAGAGUCUCCAGUAGACCUGGCCGACACUCUGCCACCUAUCUCGAAAUGACCAAAUCUGCAUCUGUUUUAUGUUGAACUUUCAGUGUUUGACUCCCAGCUUUCGAAUCAUGUAAAUAGUGGCUGGGUGACACGCUGAUGACAGGCAUCCAUAACGAUGCUUGAUAGUUUCCAAGUACAAAUGCCAUUUUCGUUGCUUGAAGUUUCGCAGGGACUCAGCCAGGCACCUCAAACCCAAGGUCAGUGUUAAUACCAUUGCCUCUUCAAUUAGCUCCUCACCAUAACUUGAGUUUUUAGUUUGUCUAGUAGAGUGUUGAUGUCUCCAAGCAUCAAUAGCCAAAGCUGGGCAGCACCAUGAACAGCACCAGCUAAAGUGUGUCCUUUAUACUGGUGGGUAUUAGGCACUUCUGUCGAUAUUAAAUGUCUGCUGAAGAGCAACCAUGGCGUAACCAAUACUCUGCGGUUAGUGCUCCGAAUAUGCUCGAACAAUGCCAAUUUAGCGAGGGAUUUUGCAGCAUCCAGAGAGAAUUGAACCUCAGUAUUAGAAAUGGUAGCAAACUACCUAGUUUAUAUGUAGGGUCAUUUUUAACCAAUAACAAAUAGGUAUUAGAUUUGAAAAUUGCAUUUCUUUUCCUUUACUGAUUUGGACUUGUGGGUUUCCGUCUAAUGUUUGUAAAACGAGUUAGACUGCAUGGAUGUAUAAUGUAAACCACGUUUAAUGGAUUAUGAGCCACUUAAUUCAUAUGCUAUGAGUUCUUGGAUUCCCUAUGUUUUAUAUUCUGCGAAUGAUUUGCAGUGGGUAUGCUAAAAAUUGUAAAAGUGCUUAGAUCUCUUUUCCUUUCAGUCCAAGUCUGUGCACAGUAUCAAAAAGUGAUUAUCAGGGGAUGAUGAUGCUUUUAUGAUUAUUUUGAUAUUUAGAUUGAUUCUCAAGUUGAAUGCUGAGCAUUAAAGUAGAGUGUGUGAGGGCCAUAGUAACAAAUGGAUAUGGUUGAGGAGAGCACAUUAGGCAGCAAGAUCUUGGCUUUAGAUUUUCAAAAUGCUCCUACUGCAUUUUCUACUUGACUGUACCAUACAUUUUCUAUAAAACGCAAUUUCUGUAAAUUAAUGAGCAUUUGAAACGUG
Molecule: messenger RNA, 4785 nt
Organism: Tachyglossus aculeatus (Australian echidna)
Lineage: Eukaryota; Metazoa; Chordata; Mammalia; Monotremata; Tachyglossidae
Gene: CDH4
Product: cadherin 4
Exons: 16
Coding region: 163-2910 (915 amino acids)
Biological process (GO): cell morphogenesis; calcium-dependent cell-cell adhesion; cell-cell junction assembly
Cellular component (GO): plasma membrane; adherens junction; catenin complex
Molecular function (GO): cadherin binding; calcium ion binding
Source: RefSeq, a predicted model, not a curated record